AUGGCAGAAGAGCUCGUGCAGGGCGUGGCGGACGCCGUCGUGGCGUUCUUUGCGAAGGAAGACACGGGACACUUGGUGACGGCGAGCAUCUUGUCCGUGUCUAUCUUGAUGACCAUCGCGCUGUUGAGUCAAGGGUCGACGGACUCUGUGUUCCAGCAUGGGUUUGGGGUCUGGGGUCAACACGCGGCCGCCGAUCGCAUCCAAGGAGAAGAACGCGAGCGGGACGAAGCUGAGAGGGAGAUCUUCCAAGAGUCUAACGUUAGCGGGAAGAGCACCCCCGAAGAAAUCGUCGGCGCUGACCUGUUCUUAGCGACCAAGCUGCCAUGGAUCACAUUGUCGUUGGCGGUGGUGGUCGUAGCUGGCAGUGUGCAUUUCAUUGUGCACUUUGCCGUCAUCUACUCACUUGCUUCUUCCGUCCACAACUCAAGAACUACAAUGGGAUUAUUUGGACAGUAUCCGUCGGCGCUGUCGCAGGUGCUGCUCGUGUCGUUCACUUGUUUUUGCGGCCCUGGUCUGUACAACGCCCUCAGCUCUGUGGCCGCGGGUGUGUCUGAUGAAACCAUCGCGUACAACGCGUCGGCGGUCCUGUACGCUUGCUUUUCCUUGUCAGGGCUGUUCGCGGGGGGUAUUGUCAACGUGAUCGGGCCCAAGUGGACACUCGCUAUCGGGGCGUCGGGUUACGUUUUGCUAUCGGCUUCGUUGCUCGUCAUGGACAAAGGCUUGGACGUCGACACAAAGACGUACUCGGACGGCGCGACCAACUUCUUUUAUGCGGCUAAUGCGAUUCUGGGCGUGUGCGCGGGAUUCCUCUGGACUGCCCAAGGCCAAAUGUGCAUGGCGUACCCGACCGUGGAGACCAAGGGCACAUACUUUUCCUACUUUUGGAUCCUCUUCAACCUCGGGGGAACCUUGGGGGGACUCAUCACGUUCGGAACCAACUUUGACAACAACGGCGGCGUGUCAGCUUCCACAGCCACAUACGUUGUGUUCCUCGUGCUCAUGACGCUGGGCGUGAUCUCGGCUUUGUUUGUGGCGAAUCCGGAGAACGUCGUGCGCAACGAUGGGUCAAGGGUCACGGUGGAGCACCUGCCCAACCCCGCGACUGAAGUUUUCGAAACGUUCAAGCUGUUCCUGGACCCCAAGAUGCUCCUCCUAUUCCCCCUCUUUGCCUACUCCAACUGGUUUUACAACUACCACACGUUCUACAACUCGUCCAUUUUCAACAGUCGCACGGGGGGGUUUUCGUCGGCGUUCUACUGGGGCGCCCAGAUGCUUGGGGCGUACGUCAUCGGCGUGUACCUGGACCGCCCCGGCAACAAAAAGGCCAAAGCGCUGCAGUCCAUCAUCGUCUUGACCGUGCUCAUCUUUGUCAUGUGGGGCGUCGGGCUGUAUGUGCAGAUUGACUUGGACUUGGGCCUGAAGGAGAAGAAGAAGAACCUAGACUUGACCGACGGCCCGUUCGUGAUCAAGUUUCUGCUCUACUUUUUCUACGGAUUCAACGACUCGAUCUGCCAGGUCUGGGCGUAUUGGCUCAUGGGCCAGUUCUCCGACAACUUGGCGACCUUGGGUCGGUAUGCCGGAUACUACAAGGCCGUCCACCAACGUCAUCGUCAACUGGGUCCUCGCAACCGUUGGAAUCGUGGGGGCGUACCUGUCGGUCCGGAUUUACAUGGUCAACUCCCCCGCCUCUGGGGACUUUGA
Messenger RNA from Aphanomyces astaci, 1701 nucleotides. RefSeq lists its product as hypothetical. The record is from RefSeq and is a predicted model, not a curated record. The transcript is spliced from 3 exons. The coding region runs from base 1 to 1701 and encodes 566 amino acids. NCBI's taxonomy places the organism in Eukaryota, Oomycota, Saprolegniomycetes, Saprolegniales, Verrucalvaceae.